AUGCUUAGACGGCUUUAUGAACUUCGAGAAGUAGCAAUAUUUCUAGAUUUGCAGCAGAAGGUAGAUCUCCAUGACAAGUUCCAGUCUAAAAGCUUUCAGCUAUCUCUUGCUUACCUGGUGGAUACCAUCGAAGCGUUGAAUGCUCUCGACCUUAAGCUACAAGGGGAAAACAUCAACAUUCUCACACACCUCAACACCAUUCGAACCUUCAUGGCCAAACUCGACAUCUGGAAAUGUCGAAUUCAAAAGGAAAAUACAACCAGUUUUAGUUAUUUGGAUUCUACUCUCAUUCACGGUAACCUUGAUUCUGAGUUAAAGAAACAAAUUAUCACUCAUCUAACUGACCUGAAAACAGAAUUCAUCAGAUUCUUCCCAGAUAUAGAGGAAAAGCGUGAAACUUGGAAAUUCAUCAGGAACCUAUUUCAGUGUGAAGUGACUGAUGUUUUGGAUGAAGUGCAAAAGUUUCUUGAGCUGAAGUUUAACUCACCAGCUAAGGAAGACUUCAAAGAACUGGAUCUUGAAAUGUUUUGGAUCAAGUACUUUCUAGUUUACCCUCUCAUCUCACAUCAGGCUCUUCGGAUUUUAACUAUGUUUGGAUGCACGUAUCUUUGUGAAGCUGCAUUUUCCACGCUCGUUGCUGUCAAGACCAAGUACAGAAACAGGCUGAACGUUGAAAGGGACUUACGUUGUGCAUUCUCUGGCUUUCAACCACGCAUUCAAGAUCUUAUAGCUAAGAAGCAGUGCCAAUUUAAUUUGUACCAUAGUGGUUAA
Octopus bimaculoides (California two-spot octopus) is the source of this 771-nucleotide messenger RNA. Its product is annotated as zinc finger BED domain-containing protein 5-like. Gene Ontology annotation, molecular function: protein dimerization activity. The record is from RefSeq and is a predicted model, not a curated record. NCBI's taxonomy places the organism in Eukaryota, Metazoa, Mollusca, Cephalopoda, Octopoda, Octopodidae.